GCCUGUGGGUGGGGUUAGGGUGACGUCACAAACAUGGCGGCCUCACGGCAAAGUAAGCUUGUGACCAUGUGAACCUUCAUGUAAAAUUUUAUUUGUGUCCUCUAUUAACCUCUUUGAAAGUAGAUAAAAUAUCCCGACAUGGCAACUCCCCAAAAUAUGCACAACAAUUGUCAGCCAACGAAAAAGCCAAAAAGUAAUUACUGCAUUUUGUGUCGAAAGGUGCUUCCGAAAUAUAAUAAGCAUGACCACAUGCAUGGCCUGCCACACCACAUAGAGCUGGACAAAUUGCUGGGCAAAGUUCCGUGUCACGAUUGCCAGGCAUGUGAGCUGUCCUCCAUGGUUCUUCAACAAUACGCCCAGCACAUCGCCAUGCCUCAACAUCGAAUCAAUUUAAAGAGGAUCAAAAUGCAAAACGUAAAACCCAUUUCACUUUACAACACUCUCAACCACGAAACAAUCAAGGGUCUCCUCAGGAGAAACAAGGAACUAAAGAAGGAGAGGAAAAAAGAGUCACAAAAGAAGAAAAAGAAACGAAGACUUGCUAACCAGAAAGAGCCUGGCCAUACUCAAGCUGGCCAGAAACAAGCUGGCCAUACUCAAGCUGGCCAUACUCAAGCUGGCCAGAAACAAGCUGGCCAGAAACAAGCUGACCAGAAACAAGCUGGCCAGAAACAAGCUGGCCAGAAACAAGCUGACCAGAAACAAGCUGACCAGAAACAAGCUGACCAGAAACAAGCUGGCCAGAAACAAGCUGGCCAGAAUCAAGCUGGCCAAACCCAUACUGGUCAGAAACAGGCAGCCAGUGGACUGAAAAAUGUGCAACAAGGUCCAAAUACAUUCAAACAGCAGGCGCUGGGGCCUCAGCAGAAAGGCACCUACACUGGCGCCGUCCAAAAAAACAUGAACCAACUGCGAAGGAAUCCGCCCCGAGCUGCCAGGUAUUGCGUCUCCCAAUACAGCAAUGAAUCAUUUGACACCGAGCUGGAGCCCUCAUGGUCCUCGAUGGCCCAUUUUAGCCAUUACGCGUACCAGCGUGCCGAGCUGGACGACUUCACCAGCGAUCAGCUGCCCGAUCGAGGAAGCGUCAUCUUCACGGAUGAGCUUCCGCCUGAACCGACGCAAAACGUGAGCGCAUCUAACUCGCAACCGAAGCCUGUCAUCAUCCAAGGCAUGAGCGUCACCACCAUGCUUCGAGAACUUCGACGAGCGAUGGGCGUGCGCGAGCCCUGCAGGGCGGAUCGUGAAGCCAGAAAGCAAAACGCCGAGGCGGAAGCACAGCUGUCUGAGCUUUGCUCCUCGCUGGAGACCCUCAAAAAGGAGGAAGCGAAACAAAGCAACAAUGCCGCCCAGGCUGGCAAAAGCGCCCCACGGAACAACGUCGCAGCUGAACAGAACACUCCUGGACCCUCAGCCAGCAUUCAACACCCUCAGCAGCUCGGCUCCAAAACCAAGGUUCGGAUCGCUCACAAAGCAGCGGCCGAUCAAAAGUCAGCAGAGGACAUUUUGAGAAAGGUGACCCCAAAGUUGACUCCUAAGGCUCCCGCUGUAUCCAGGCCCAAGUUUAAGCAAAGCUGGAAGCAGAUGAAGAAAGAAAAGAUGCCAAGGUUUGGAAUCGAGUCGGUCAACUCUCAACCGAGCAAAGCUACCUUCGACCUGGGUGUCGACGAAGACCUGAUCCUCUCAGAGGGCUUCCACUGGGAGUCUCUCUCCAAUGCACACAUGCCCCUUCCUCCUUCUCUUCCUGCUCAUCCUCCAUCAUGUCUCACUUCUACACCGCUUCCUACCCGCGACGCGACUCCGAGCGCGUCUCGGGGAGAGACUCGUUCAACGACAGGAGCGCCUGACGAGGGGGGGUCUUUCACACUGGACAAUUCCCGUGGUCCGACAGCGGCGGCAACCUCGGUGAAGGUGCAAGCUGAGCAUGGAAACCCUGACACCAACAAGAGGAAACACCAACAUCUACAAGAUAACGACGUCCCUGAUGUGGAGGCUGUUGUAAAACGGAGGAAAUUUAUGUUAAACAAUGACCAGGACCCAAUGGACAAGCUUUUGGCGAUGUCACUCCGAGAAGAAGAGCUGAGUCAAUCGCUGCAGGAUGUCGACAAGUCUUUGGUACUCGCCCGAAAUGCCUUACAGGCAGCCUACACUGAAGUACGAAGGCUCAUGUUGUUAAGGCAGCAGUGCACUGCAGAGGUGGACGGCCUGAGAGCCAAGCGCAUUGAAAUACUGCAGAGCAUGCAAGAAGUGUAUUCCGGAAGCUCCAAUGUAGAACAGGUCGCCACGACCUCAGCAGCAGCACCUGCGGAUGUCGUUCAUCCGGAUCCAACCUCGGCAUCUUCCUCGAGGCUCCUUGUCCCUCACAGUCCGACCGACACCCACCAAAGUUCUGUCAUCAAUCAGCCUCAACCGGCCUUGCCCGCUCCAAAACCCAACAUUACAACCAUCAAGCGAGAAGCCAUGAUCCCGCCCCCCUCGAGACAACCAAGUGACCAAACGGUCUCCCCACCUCCCACUUCGUUGCCCGCUGUGGCUCCUCCCACUCCGAAAACCCAAACCAGGGCCGAUGAUCCAAAUCCACUCAACCCAGCUAAUUUGCUCUGCACCCAGAAGAAGCAAGUGAAGCCCGUCGGCGUGACUGAGCAAACCGAAAGCAUCUCAAGAGAGGAAGUCGUCGAUAUGAAGAAUGAAAAGAUGGAGGAACCUCUUGCCAUAGAACCUGUACAAGGAAAUGAUGCGAGGACUUUAGAUAAAAGCGCAUCUGCAGUCCUUAUUAAUGACAAUAGCGAUAAGAACGCUGACACGGUGGAAGUGAUGGAGCCUAAAAUGGUGGUCAUCGACAUUGACGAAUCGGAGAAUGAGGACUCACCCGAUAUGUCUUCAACGGCGCCAGGUCCUCAAGAGCUGCCUUCCAAAUCCGAUAACAUGGAGUGCAGCACUGCUAGCACUCAGACUAUUCAGCAGACCCCGUUUAAGAUGAAAGCGGCAAGCCCUGUUGCGUCGGAAAGGGAAGACACUCCUCCACCAGAGACUGUUGAGAUGGCUGGUGAGAACGGGACGGAGUCAGCCUUGGGAUACUUUUUGAACCACACGGAGGCCGUUCACGGUCUGCAAGUCCACGAAGGCGUCUUGUACACGUGCUCGGCGGACAUGACAGCGCGGGCUUACAGUCUGCUGAACCUGGAAUGCCUAGGAGUGUUUGAGGGCCACAAAAACAGAAUCAACUGCCUGCUGGUCGCCUCUUCUCCAAACACGCCAGCCAGACUCUACACCGGCUCCAGUGACUCCACGAUUCGCAUCUACAGCAUAAAGACAAAGAAGUGUCUGGAGACCAUCUCACUGGCUGACAGAGUGCUGUGUAUGCAUAUGGCUUGGACCACUGUGUUUGUUGGUCUUGCCAAUGGCUCAGUGGCCACCUUUGAUUUAAAGACUUCCAAACCGCUGGAUGUGUUUGAAUGUCACGGGCCUCGAGCGGUAAGCUGCUUGGGCACGUCGCAGGAAGGCGCCCGGCGGGUGCUGCUGGUCGGCUCCUACGACAGCACCAUCAGCGUGCGAGACGCCAAGAGCGGUUUGCUGCUGCGCUCGCUGGAAGGCCACACCAAGACUGUUCUCUGUAUGAAGGUGGUAAAUGACUUGGUGUUCAGUGGCUCCAGUGACACCUCCGUUCAUGCUCACAACAUCCAUACGGGUCAGUUGAUUCGGAUCUACAAGGGACACGGUCACGCUGUCACGUCAAUCGUCAUCUUGGGGAAGGUGAUGGUGACCAGCUGUCUGGACAAGCUGAUCCGUGUUUACGAGCUGCAGACCCACGACCGCUUGCAGGUGUAUGGCGGCCACAGCGACAUGGUGAUGUGCAUGGCCGUGCACAAGAGCGUGAUCUACACGGGUUGUUACGACGGAAGCGUUCAAGCUGUCAAACUCAACCUGAUGAAGAAUUACCGCUGCUGGUGGCAAAAUUGCUGUCUGAUUUUCGGCAUGGCCGAGCACCUUCUCCAGCAUCUCACUCGAGACCACACCAAUCCCAAACUGGAGGUGGUCAAUUGUCGCUGGAGAGGAUGCAACAAGUUUUUCCCCACACAGCAGGCAGUCAAGGAGGAGGUUCCUGGGCAUAUGCAAAAUCAUGUGGAUGUGGACAGUAAGGUGGAGUCAUGAGGAGGUGCGCCGAUGCCGUCGUUUUUCCGCCAUUUCCUGUUCUCAUGUGGUUACGUCAUUCGUGCUUCCAGUUGAACACAUGUAGUGAAAUGUUAUUUGUUGUUCUAUUACUUUUUUCUUCUUAAAAAUCAUGUUGAUUUUGUUUUAAUGUGUUCAAAUAACGUGUUCAGAACAACAGCUGAGUUCUAGAAAUAAACAGGACAAAAAUGAAA
Molecule: messenger RNA, 4361 nt
Organism: Syngnathus typhle (broad-nosed pipefish)
Lineage: Eukaryota; Metazoa; Chordata; Actinopteri; Syngnathiformes; Syngnathidae
Product: zinc finger protein 106-like
Exons: 21
Coding region: 139-4149 (1336 amino acids)
Cellular component (GO): membrane; cytosol
Molecular function (GO): SH3 domain binding; RNA binding
Source: RefSeq, a predicted model, not a curated record